AUGUGGGCCUGGAUUAUAGGAAUUUCUGCAGUACUCAUCGUUCUCUUCACUAGUCCAAUUUGGGUUCCCAUCCUCCUAUUCACAACUCCAUUCAUUCUCUUAUGGGCUGGCAUAAUUUAUGGAAUCCUCCGACUUUUAGGUCUCUGGGGAACUGUGGCGAAACAAGGCACACGAUUUUAUGACUGGCUGUUCUUCAAAAGUGAUAAGCCCCGCAAGUUCCUCUGGCAGCAGUUUUACAAUUUCCUGUGCUGGAUGUUCCCACAAGAGGAGUGGAAAACAAUGAAUUACGGCUAUGCUAUUAACACCGAAACAGGUUUCACAAUUUACCUCGACCCUGAAGAAGAAUCAGAGCGCUUUUCCUAUCAGCUUUACCAUUACAUGGCGACAGGAUUUAAAAAGAUCCCAAAUCUCAAUGGACUUAAAGUCUUAGAGGUUGGCUGUGGCCGAGGAGGCGGAUUGGCUUAUGUCCUUAAAUAUCUUAAGCCUGCAUCUGCAGUUGGGGUGGACUAUUCUAAGCAGCAAGUAGAGUUCUGCAAAAAGACACACACUGGGCAUAAUAUCAACUUCGUAUGGGGAGAUGCUGACUCCCCCCCCUCCGUGAGUGAACAAAACCAUUAGAAAAAUCGCUAUUUUUUGCCCAAAAAACCCACCCUCCAUGAGUGAACAAAAAAUUUUUUUAAUAGAAAAAUUUUUAUGGAAAAAAAAUUUUGAUAUAUAAAUGAUAAUUAGUAUAAUGAAAUCUAGAGCUAAUUCUGUUUAAUUUCAAACGAAUUGCUUUUUAAAACAUAAAUUUUAUAAAUUAAAUUAAUAUUUGCUUUCCAAUUUUUGCGAAUUAGGAUUUUUUUUAAAUUUCGAAAAAUAAUAUUUUUUAUAAAAUUUAUAUAGAAAUUUUUUUAAAAACAAAAAAUUAACCCUCCUCCGUGAGUGAACAAAAUUUUUUUGUUCACUCACGGAGGGGGGGAGUGAGCAUAUACCAGCAGAAGACCAAUCCAUUGAUGUAGUGUUGAAUGUGGAGAGCUCUCACUGCUAUGGAAAUAUUAAAGCCUUCAUUACAGAAGUUAACAGAAUUCUUAGGCCAGGUGGUCACUUUUUCAUCACUGACUUCUUAUAUGAGAAUGAUCUCGCAGCCUAUGAAGAAGCCUUGGGCUCUACAGAAAUGAAGCUUCAAGAGAAGCAAGACAUCACUGACAACGUGCUGCUUUCGCUAAACUUCGACUCAAAAAGAAGAAGCCGGAUGAUUUUGAACAGGACUCCUAGACUGUUGCACCCGAUUUUGAAAAGAUUCAGCGGGGUGGAAGGGUCGAAUAUCUACACUCAAAUGAAAAGCAGAGAAUCAGUCUAUGUAGCCUACCAUUUGGUAAAGCCAAAGAAAUCAGAAGAAUAA
Molecule: messenger RNA, 1384 nt
Organism: Blepharisma stoltei
Lineage: Eukaryota; Ciliophora; Heterotrichea; Heterotrichida; Blepharismidae
Source: the annotation of a GenBank genome assembly